UCGAGCGUUUUAAUGGUGAGAUUAGGUUUAACAUCACCAGUUAUCUUCAACUUCAUUUGGACAACGAAUAAUUGAUUAAUUACAAAAAAAAGAAAAAGGAAAGACAUGAGUUCGUUAUUCUUCGUACUCCUACUGUGCGGAAUAUUGGCGCUGUACAUUUAUUGGCGCAAGAUAUAUAGUUAUUGGAAUAGACAAGGUAUACCGGAGGUACCGUAUUCCCUACCAAUCUUUGGUAAUCUAUGGCCAUUGUUAUUAAUGCAAAAAAAUUUACCGCAAUUGGUAGGGAGUUGGUACGACAGUUACAAGAACGCAAGUAUGAUUGGUUAUUACGAGGGUACAACACCAGGAUUGCUAAUACGAGAUCCUGAACUAGUUAAGACGAUACUGCAAACGAGUUUCUCGAAUUUUCACGAGAACUUAAUAAAAGUAGACAAGGACAUAGAUCCGUUGAUUGCAAAGAAUCCAUUUUUCAUGAAAGGAGAGGAAUGGAUGGUCGCUAGAAAAAGAUUGACCUAUGCGUUCUCCAGCAUGCGAUUGAAAAUAUUGUCGGAGACCGUACGCAAAGUCUGCAAGAAGUUCGACGAUUAUUUGUACAAGAAGAUCGAGGAGGAUCAAAGGGUCGAAUUCGAGACUAAGGAUCUAUCGGGUAGAUUUACAGGCGAGGUAGUUGCCAAUGCAGGAUUCGGUAUCGAAGGAUUUUGUUUCGAGGAUAAUUACAAUCCGCAAUCGUUUCACGAGAUGGGUAAGAAGAUAUUCAAGACUACCUGGUUUCUCGAUACAUUGCAAUCAAUGAUAUUCUUCCUACCGAUUCUAAACGAUUAUUUAAAAAUACCAUUUCUACCGAAGGAAAUUGAUCAUUUCUUCAGAACGAUCGUUAAACAGGUAAUAGAAAAGAGACGAGAGGAGACCGAAAAGCGGAACGAUUUCUUUCAAUUAAUGGUCGACCUUGAAAAAAGCGAGGGUCAGAAAUUCGACGAGGAAUCAUUGGCGGCACAUGCACUCUCGUUUUUCGUCGAUGGUUACGAAACAUCAUCGGCGACCUUGAGCUUCAUCUGCUUCGAAUUGUCCGUACAUUGCGACAUACAAGAAAAAGUGAGGAAAGAGGUUAGAGAUGUUCUGGCUAAACAUCAAGGAGAGAUUACUUACGAUUCCUUGAAAGAGAUGACGUAUUUGGAACAAGUGAUUAGCGAGUCACAGAGAUUGAAUACAUUGUUAGACAUAAUGGGAAAAAUCUGUACCAAUAACAUUGAAUUGAAAGGUAACGACGGUCUAACUUGUACUGUGGAAGCAGGUACUAAAAUAUUUAUACCGACUCGUUCGCUGCAAAGAGAUCCUAAAUAUUGGAGCAAUCCGGAAGCGUUUGAUCCAGAUCGAUGGACUGAAGAAAGAAAAUUCGCAACGACUAAAUAUUCCUUUUUACCAUUCGGUGAAGGUCCAAGAAUUUGUGUUGGUCUUAGGAUGGCAUUGUUACAGAUCAAAGCUGCCAUUGCGAGCCUGUUAAUGAAAUAUAAAAUAGAACGAAAUCCAAGGACUUCUUAUCCAGUUAGAAUCGGCGUUUCGGGUAUACUGUCGACACCUAUCGACGGACUCUGGGUUUAUCUGAAACGUCUCUGAAGUAAAUCCAAACUAAAACCGCAGAAGAAAUUUCCAGUUAAACGCCAUCUGAUUCAAGGCAAUCCGUAACUACAUCUGAUCAAGGCAAACGUAACUAGAAUGCUACCAGGAUCCGACCAGGACCCAUCCAGGACACAAUCUAAAUGCGAUCGAGUUGCUACCAGAACACUUUCCAAAUCCAACCAGUUAUACUCAGUUAUAUAAUUUUUUAAUUUUAUCAGCGAUAUAUUAAAAAGAGAAAACGUUAUCUCUAUUCUUUGUUUUUUUUUUUUUUUUACGUUCAGUAAUGAUUAGAUAAAAAAUAAUACUUUGAAUAAAUUAAUCAAUUUACUAAAUUGUCAAAUUUACAAGUAGUUUCUGUUUAAUCAUAGAUCCAAUUCCAAAUAAAAUAGCGUGCUAGUUAAGAGUCGACGAAAGAAAUACUCGAGAUCUACGGAUUACAAAAUUGUUGCGAUAGCGUUUUUUCAACGAAUGAAAAAUGUAUUCUUAAUUAUUAUUUUUUGUAAAAUUUUUGUACGCCCUUUCUACAUUGAUAAAUUGUAAAUAAAUAAAUAAAUAUAAAAAUAUAUAUAUACAUAUA
Vespula pensylvanica (western yellowjacket) is the source of this 2194-nucleotide messenger RNA. Its product is annotated as cytochrome P450 6a2-like. The coding region runs from base 106 to 1614 and encodes 502 amino acids. The transcript has a single exon. Gene Ontology annotation, molecular function: iron ion binding; oxidoreductase activity, acting on paired donors, with incorporation or reduction of molecular oxygen; heme binding. The record is from RefSeq and is a predicted model, not a curated record. Lineage: Eukaryota; Metazoa; Arthropoda; Insecta; Hymenoptera; Vespidae.